Messenger RNA from Olea europaea var. sylvestris, 1028 nucleotides. Its product is annotated as thylakoid lumenal 19 kDa protein, chloroplastic. The transcript has a single exon. The record is from RefSeq and is a predicted model, not a curated record. NCBI's taxonomy places the organism in Eukaryota, Viridiplantae, Streptophyta, Magnoliopsida, Lamiales, Oleaceae. Bases 43 to 771 code for a protein of 242 amino acids.
AACCACAGCCACCCAUCCAGAUUACACAAGCAAAAGUUUUACAUGGCUGCAAUUUUCUCUCCUUCAGCACUCCUCUCUUCAUCCUCCUCUACCACUUCACCACCUCCAAAACCACCAGUUCCACCGCCGCCAACCAAACCCCAUCUCAAUAUCCUCCCUACAAAAGCGCAAUUAACUAAAUUAACCACCACACUAGCUGCCACUGCCUUGGCCACAACAAUUCUAACCAUCCCACCACCUUCCCUUGCAGACUCUCCUUAUUACUUAUACUAUGGAACGGCUGCCAGUGCAGCCAACUACGGCGGAUACGGAGGCAACUCCGAUAAGAAGGCAUCCGCAGAGUACAUCUAUGACGUGCCAGACGGAUGGAAAGAACGAGCAGUAACGAAGAUACAGAAAGGAACUAAUGGCACUGAUAGUGAGUUUUACAAUCCAAAGAAGAAGACAGAAAAGGAAUAUCUAACUUUUCUUGAAGGUUUUAGGCAACUUGCACCAAAAGAUACUGUGCUAAACAACUUGGCAUUAUCAGAUGUGGAUUUGCAAGAUCUGAUUGCAAGUGCAGAAAAUGUUAAAUCAGAAGAGAGAAAGGACGAAAAAGGGCAAGUUUACUAUGUGUAUGAGAUUGAUGGGCUUGGUGCACAUAGCUUGAUAUCAGUUACUUGUGCCAAGAAUAAGCUUUAUGCUCAUUUCGUUAAUGCUCCAACACCAGAGUGGAAUAGGGAUCAAGAAACUUUGAGGCACAUUCAUGAGUCCUUCAAAACUGUAGGGUGAAAUUGGUUUGCUGUAUUUGUAUGAUAUUGGUGUUGCACUGGAGGGGGAGACAGAACAGAACAUAGGUAUGGUAUUCUGGGAUGUGUUUUUGGGUUUAUGAUAAUGUUGAAAUGAAAUGGACAUAAUUGAGAUGAAUGUAUAUGCUCAUAUUAUACUGUAUAAAGAUUGAUGUGGGCUUAAGACAAUUCUGUAAUUUCUAACUCUGAGGGAUGAAUAAAAUUUCAAUGUUGUUAUUGUCAAAACAAAGAUUUCAAUUU